AUGGCAACUUCGUGUAAUACGCAUUCAUAUGAUGGUAAAUUACGUGAGAAAUGGUUCGAAAUUCGACCGAUGUUAAUCGAAAAGUAUCUUCCUCAUUGUCUUUCAUUCGACGAUACACUAAAGGAUAUUGAACGAUGGCUUGAUAGGAAAUAUUUCAAUGUGAAACGAAUUGGUCGUGCACGACGAUCGCUAAGAAUCUUAACAACUCAUCGGAGAACGAAUUUCGACACGAGGAACGAUAUCGAUGUGGAAGAACUUUUACCAAUUCUUUGGAAUCAAGUGAAAAAGCAAGCGGAUAUUCAUGAUACGUUCUAUGAGCAGUUAUGUGAUAUUACCGGAGGAAGUUGUUCACAAGGAAGAUCGACUAGACUCUUUCAAUUUUUAUUCCUUUUUGAUUUACCAAUUGAAACAUCAACAAAUAACGAUGAACAGAAGGAUUCUUCGGAGAUCGUUAAGAAGACAGAUGAGCAGAACGAUACGUCUCAAACAAUAGUCAAUGAAAAUGAUCAGAAAGAUUCAGCUAAGAUCGAAGCGGAUGUGGAAGAACAAAAAAAUCUACCUGAAACAGAGACGAAUAUAGAUGUACAAAAAGAUCAAUCCCAAACGGAAACAAAUGAAAAUAAUCCAGUUUCAACUAAGGAACAUUCAGAAGUUUCACAAAAGUCCACUGAAGAAUCGAAUAACUUAAUUUCCGAUAAAACUUAA
Adineta ricciae is the source of this 705-nucleotide messenger RNA. The record is from the annotation of a GenBank genome assembly. NCBI's taxonomy places the organism in Eukaryota, Metazoa, Rotifera, Eurotatoria, Adinetida, Adinetidae.